Messenger RNA from Paramecium octaurelia, 310 nucleotides. The record is from the annotation of a GenBank genome assembly. NCBI's taxonomy places the organism in Eukaryota, Ciliophora, Oligohymenophorea, Peniculida, Parameciidae.
AUGGCAGAUUCAAGAAAGCCAACAACCUUUUGCAUCCAAAGUUUGAAAUUGAUUUAUACAGAUAGAGUCAAAUAAAAUUUUGUUAGGUUGUUUUGGUGAAUCAUCAGUUGCAAUUCUCCAAUUUGAAAUUUAAACUCAUGAAAAGGGAUCGCAAUCUAGGUAGGUUAGUUGGAAUGAAAAUUGUUUAAGGAAAAUCAAAAAGUUUAGGAUAUGCAUAUAUCAUUAAAAAUUAUAUAUUAAUAGUUAGAUAUCUUUUAAUAUUUAAAUGCCAAAGAUUGUAGAUGUAAUUUUGAAAUAGCACAGCCUUUGA